This is a messenger RNA of Bursaphelenchus xylophilus (pine wood nematode), 1789 nucleotides long. NCBI's taxonomy places the organism in Eukaryota, Metazoa, Nematoda, Chromadorea, Rhabditida, Aphelenchoididae. The record is from the annotation of a GenBank genome assembly.
AUGGCCGGCAGAGGAAGACCCAAGCGAGGUCCGAUGCCCAACAUCGCAGCGGCUGGACGAACUGUGAAAGCCGAACCCAAACAGGAGGCCGCGUAAGUACCUGUUGAUAUUUAUGUUAUUCCUAAAUUUAGUACUUCAUCUAAACCACGUGGCCGAGGUCGAGGCAGAUCAGAAGAUCAGGGACGGGGUCGAGGAGCUGCUGGAAGAGGUGUGGGAGCUCGUCGGGGGAGAGCUAACAUCAUCCAAUCAGAGGCUAUUUUUACAGCUGGCCUGGACGAAGGUCUUGCUAGGACCCGGAGAGGUGAUACGGGUAUGUUUUUAUAUUAUAAUUGAUAAAUCAUAGUAUUCAAUUUUUUCGUACAUAUUUUUAGGUAUCGAAAGAAUCGUUGGAAAGUUGGAGCGCCCAGAUCGUAUUGAUGAUUCUGAAGAAGGGACAGAGGUUAAGAACAAGAAUGGCCACAUAAAAGCCGAGAGUUCAAUCCCCACUUAUGAAUUGGAAUGGAUGUCAGAUGAUGAAUACGACAGGGAGCAGCUCUCAGAAUUGAUGCAAGACGGGGUUGGUCCUGCAUGUCUCCUUUAUUAGUUCUUUUUAGUUCUUGAGCGAUGUUCAUCGAGCCAGAGACGCUCCAGUUGUUUUACCCUCGAGAGAUACAGAGCAAUUUGUUCGAUUAGUCCGUAAGAAGGGGACAAAAGUCAAGGAUGAACCCAUGGAUGUGGAUCAGUCUAUGUAGGUUGGUUUCGCCGUUAAAUCCUUCUGAUCUGGUUUCUUUUCAAACAAUGUUUGGUUUAGAAAAGCUGAAGUUUUCUCCCAAGGCACAAGUGAGGCAGAAUUGGAUCGAAUUUCUGAUGUCGGAUUAGCAGAAGCCGGAGAAUACUUCAAGGAUUGCAUUAAGGGAACAGCUCAGGACUUUUUGCUAAUGCAAUUACCUGCUUCAUUAUCUCAUUUUAAGAACUUUAUGGCAAAAAAAGAAGAGGAUAACACCAAUGCGACUACAAUAGACACUCCAAUAAAAGCAGAAGGUUUUGAGAACGGAUUUGUUAAACAGGUAAUUAAUUACCAGUUAUUUCGUUUAUUAAUGACGACUUCCAUUAUGGGAUUAGACAUCAGCCUUUGAUGUUUAUGAUUCAUAUAUUAUUAGCCGCUUUUGUACGGGAAAGUAGAAAAACAAUAUUUUGUGAGAAUUUGCAGUUCUUCCAAUAGUGUUCUUUUCUGUGGCAAUACAAAAGGUCAUGUUCCGGGCUUUUUUGGAGAGUUUUUUCGGAAAUUGCUCUGCCUGGACUGAAUUUGUGUCAAAAACAUGGUUUAGAUAAAAAGAAUUAAAUCUUUGCUCGUCAUAUUUGAAAUAAAAAUAGUUUCCUUACUAUUAAAAAUUAUUCGAAAUCUUCAGGAAGCUUAUAAAGCGGACGAAAAGGGCACAAGUUCCCAUUGUCUUGAUGGAAUUCCAUCGAACUCCCAAAUUGGGAAAGUGCAGAUCCUGAAGAAUGGCCGGGCCAGAUUUAUAAUUGGUGGGAAACCUAUGGAGAUUCGGUCGGCGAUCCCCAGUAAUUUAAACGAGGUGAGCCUUUCUUCAGCUUAUUUCCCCAUUUUCAGGCUAUUGUGAGCAUAGACAUCAACGCAGACGGGGAAUCUCGGCCCGACUCUCAACUACGAUAUCUGGGCGGGGUUGGGCAUUCGUUGCUUUGUAGUUACAAUUACAAUCGACUUCUGAGUAAGUGAGCAUAUGAUAUUUAUUGGAGCAUGGUUUCCGAAUAAGUCAUGUUUAUUUUGGUCGUUUCAGAACCCUCAUGA